GAAUCAAGGUAGAACUUUCGGGAUUUGAUGGCAAUGGAGGGCCUUGCUAUAUUGGAACAGGAUGCUUUCACCGGAGAGAGACACUUUGUGGGAAGAAGUACAGCAAGGAAUUCAAGGCUGAAUGGAGAUCAGAGAACGAUAGGAACAGCAAACAAAGUUCUAGUGCCCUAGAAGAAUCAUGCAAAUCUCUUGCAAGUUGUGCAUUUGAGAAGAACACAGAGUGGGGGAAGGAGAUGGGUUUGAAAUAUGGCUGUGCAGUAGAGGACAUAAUCACGGGACUGUCUAUAAAAUGCAGAGGUUGGAAAUCCGUCUACUCAUUCCACAAAGGAAGGCCUUCUUAGGCGUUGCUCCCACCACUCUUAUGCAGAACCUAAUACAACACAAGAGAUGGUCUGAAGGAGAAUUUCAGAUUUUCCUAUCUAAAUACUGCCCCUUGGUUUAUGGACAUAAAAGGAUCCCUUUGAAACUUCAACUUUCAUACGGUAUCUACAACCUAUGGGCUCCCAACAGUUUGGCUAUGCUAUACUAUGUUGUUGUGCCAUCCCUUUGCCUCCUCAAAGGCAUAGCUUUAUUUCCACAGAUAUCAAGCCCUUGGGUCCUACCAUUUCCCUGUGUGGUCCUUGCAAGCCGAGCAUACAGCCUAUGGGAAUUUCUACGCUGCGGAGGCACAUUUCAGGGGUGGUGGAAUGAGCAAAGGAUUUGGAUGUUCAAAAGAACAACUUCAUACUUAUUUGGCACCCUUAGCACUGUCUUGAAGCUACUGGGAUUAUCUAAGGCAACAUUUGCCAUAACGGACAAGGUGGUGGAUGAGGGUGUGUCUCAGAGAUAUAAGCAAGAGGUCAUGGAAUUUGGCACGAGAUCACCUAUGUUUAACAUUAUAGCAACACUGGCUAUGCUCAACUUGCUCAGCUGCAUUGGGGCAAUAAAAAGGGUUAUAGUCCAUAACAAGGCCGUCGACCUACUUGCUUUGCAGAUGCUUUUAAAUGGCCUCUUCGUUUGCCUAAACCUACCGGUGUACAAAGGGCUGUUCUUUCGUAAGGACAGUGGCAGCAUGCCUCCCUCAGUAAAACUCUUCUCAAUCAUUUUCGCUCUCUUAGCUGCCACUAUGGCCAUGUACUAAAUUACCCUAAUCACAUGUUAAGAUCAAAAAAAGGUACCUGCUCCCACAGCAAAUGUUUUAGGUUAAUAAAGACUUCAGUCUCUUUGUACACUUAGCUUUUGCAUGAAAGAAGGAACUGCUACACUAUCAAGGAGUAAGAACAAUACACUCAACAAAGUGUCUUCCUGCUACACUUCAACUUUAUAACUUGGAACAUCACACUCUUGCAGCUGGCCUGCAAAAAAUGAGUUAUCACAGGUUAUGGAAUGCAAAUAUGGAAAUUGCACUUUGGGUAAUACACGCGGCAGAAUUUAGAGGGCUUACAUGAGUUUAACGACAAGUGCAGUGGCUCCUCCUCCUCCAUUGCAGAUUCCACCAACCCCAUGACUUCCCAUUUUUUUUUUUUUUCUCGACAAUAGAAACAAUAAUUAGAAAUUAGUAUCUGUUCAGUAAGCAGGAAGACUCAAACGUGGGUGAUCUCCACCUAUUCCUCAUAGACGAGCGCAGCCCAACCAGUGGGUCGUGUGGGGGAGUUCGGCUUUUUCUUGUUUUUUUAAAUGGUCAUAGCGGCACAAUGAAUUAUUGGGCAUUCA
Messenger RNA from Rubroshorea leprosula, 1692 nucleotides. The record is from the annotation of a GenBank genome assembly. NCBI's taxonomy places the organism in Eukaryota, Viridiplantae, Streptophyta, Magnoliopsida, Malvales, Dipterocarpaceae.